Rhinolophus ferrumequinum (greater horseshoe bat) is the source of this 4004-nucleotide messenger RNA. RefSeq names its product nephronectin (gene NPNT). The coding region runs from base 599 to 2461 and encodes 620 amino acids. The transcript is spliced from 14 exons. Lineage: Eukaryota; Metazoa; Chordata; Mammalia; Chiroptera; Rhinolophidae. The record is from RefSeq and is a predicted model, not a curated record. Gene Ontology annotation, molecular function: calcium ion binding. Gene Ontology annotation, cellular component: membrane.
GCCACAUAAAGCUUUCCAGUCUUGGGCUUCUCAACCCUCCGGUGAAAGGUACCGCUCACCACUGCGGUCACCACCUGUUAGGGCGGAACUGGCGGAGCGCACCUACGCCCCGGGCCCCUUUCCUCCCCGCUUACCCUUUCCUGCUGAGCACCCUGCUUUCCGCGCCCGGGCCGGGCUUGCAACGUUCCUCCCAGCCUGGCGCUCGCCGGGCUUGGCUGGCCCCCAAGAGACGCUGUCUUCCCCGCAGCGCCCCCGCCCGCGAGCUUCCCGCCGAGGGGCCAGGAGCCCUCACCCCUCGCCCCGGGCCAGGAGGGCAGCGAGUGGAGCGCACGCGCGCCCCCCGCCCCUCCCUGCAGGCGGCGCGACUCCCCCUGCAGUACCUCCCUCGCGGGGAGGGAGCCGGAGGGGCUCCCGGAGCCGCGCUGCAGACCUGCUCCUGUUGCGCGCCGCGCGGCUCUCCUGCGAGGGUGGCAGCAGCAGCCGCGGCGGUCGCAGCUUCUCCGGCGAUCGGAGGAGGCGAGCGCUCCUCUCCUCCGCUCCCAGCACCCCAGCCUGGUCCCCGCGCAGCCUCACCGCCCCCCGGACCUCGCCUCCGGACAUGGAUUUCCUCCUGGCGCUGGUGCUGGGGUCCUCGCUCUACCUGCCGGCGGCCGCUGAGUUCGACGGGAGGUGGCCCAGGCAAAUAGUGUCGUCAGUUGGCCUCUGUCGUUAUGGUGGGAGGAUUGACUGCUGCUGGGGCUGGGCUCGUCGGUCCUGGGGACAGUGUCAGCCUUUCUACGUCUUAAGGCAGAGAAUAGCCAGGAUAAGGUGCCAGCUCAAAGCUGUGUGCCAGCCACAGUGCAAACAUGGUGAAUGUAUCGGACCAAACAAGUGCAAGUGUCAUCCUGGAUAUGCCGGAAAAACCUGCAAUCAAGACGAGCACUUCUACCCAACUCCUCUUGACCAAGGCAGUGAACAGCCUCUUUUCCAACCCCCGGAUCAUCAAGCCACAAGUUUACCUUCAAGGGACCUAAACGAGUGUGGCCUGAAGCCGCGGCCUUGCAAGCACAGGUGCAUGAACACCUAUGGCAGCUACAAGUGCUACUGUCUCAAUGGAUACAUGCUUAUGCCGGACGGGUCCUGCUCAAGUGCCCGUACGUGCUCCAUGGCGAACUGUCAAUAUGGCUGUGAUGUCAUCAAAGGACAAAUCCGGUGCCAAUGCCCCUCUCCUGGCCUGCAGCUGGCUCCUGAUGGGAGGACCUGUGUGGACGUUGAUGAAUGUGCUACUGGAAGAGCUUCCUGCCCUAGAUUUAGGCAGUGUGUCAACACUUUUGGAAGUUACAUCUGCAAGUGUCAUAAAGGCUUCGACCUCAUGUACAUUGGAGGCAAAUACCAAUGUCACGAUAUAGAUGAAUGCUCCCUUGGUCAGUAUCAGUGCAGUAGCUUUGCUCGCUGUUUCAACGUACACGGGUCCUACAAGUGUAAAUGUCAAGACGGCUACCAGGGCGAUGGCCUGACCUGCAUAUAUAUUCCAAAAGUCAUGAUUGAACCUUCUGGUCCAAUUCAUGUACCACAGGGAAAUGGUACCAUUUUAAAAGGUGAUGGAGGACACAGUAAUUGGAUUCCUGAUGUCGGAAGUACUAGGUGGCCCCUGAAGACACCAUAUAUUCCUCCUGUCAUUACCAACAGGCCCACUUCUAAGCCAACAGCAAGACCUACACCAAAGCCAACAACAUGGGCUACCCCACGCCCACCCCCACCCCCACCCCCACCCACAGAACUCAGAACACCUCCACCAUCACCAACCCCAGAAAGACCAACCAUCAGACUGACGACUGUAGCACCAGCUGCUACCACAUCUCCAAGACGGAUUACAGUUGACAACAGGAUACAGACAGAUCCUCAGAAACCCAGAGGAGAUGUGUUCAUUCCGCGGCAGCCUUCAAAUGACUUAUUUGAAAUAUUUGAAAUUGAAAGAGGAGUCAGUGCAGAUGAUGAAGCAAAGGAUGAUCCAGGCGUCCUGAUACACAGUUGUAAUUUUGACCAUGGGCUUUGUGGAUGGAUCAGGGAGAAAGACAGUGACUUACACUGGGAACCAGUAAGGGAUCCAGCAGGUGGACAAUAUCUGACAGUCGCGGCAGCCAAGGGCCCAGGGGGAAAAGCUGCUCGCUUGGUGCUCCCUCUCGGCCACCUCAUGCAUUCAGGGGAUCUGUGCCUGUCGUUUAGGCACAAGGUGACUGGGCUGCACUCCAGCACGCUCCAGGUGUUUCUGAGAAAACACGGUGCCCACGGAGCAGCCCUGUGGGGAAGAAACGGUGGCCAUGGCUGGAGGCAAACCCAGAUCACCCUGCGAGGGGCUGACGUCAAGAGCGUUAUCUUCAAAGGUGAACAAAGGCGUGGUCACACUGGGGAGAUUGGAUUGGACGAUGUGAGCUUGAAAAAAGGCCCCUGCUCUGAAGAACGCGAGCAACUCCACAACUAGCAAUGAACUCACAUGUUGCUCCCUCUUCUUUUUCUAAUUUUCACCUCCUGUCUUCUCCCUUUCAGGCCUAGGAGAAGAGUGGGUCAGUGGGUCAGGAGAAAGUCUGGUUGUUGACCCACAUCUUGCUGGCCUGCUUGUGUGCAAUCCCAAUGAACAGUGACAUUCUCCUUGAAAUAGAAGGGGUAUCUGUAGACACAUGCAAGCCAUCCAUCCUAUGUCUCUUUUAGGAAGGCCAUCAGCGUGUAUGCCCUAUGCCAUCCUUCAUCCUGGUUAUAAGGUGUUCCUAGUAGCAAAUUACGGGAGGCGUUUUCAAAAGAAAUCUGUGCAAAUGGCCAUUCUGUUAUCUGUUCAGUGUUGUACCAUGAGUAGUAUUGACUUUCCCUAAGAUAUGUUGUACAAUGUGCUUGUGAAAUUGGUUUCUCCUCUUCACCGUUAGUUCUGGACUGAUCUGAACUCUUUCACUGCCAUUCACUUUAUAAAAGAAGGGUGUGUAACAUAUCAAGUUGCAUUUAUUCUUGUUAUCUCUAUUCUUCUUUUAAAGACAAUUAUGUAGAUUGGGCACGUAAUUCCUCGUUAGUAGUAUUGUGUUUUGUGUAAAUGUGCUAUUGAUAUUAAAUAGUUACGUGUUCCUAAUAUUUACAGACGCUAGUUGCAAGGGAAAAGGCAGCUUGUGAUCUCUUGACUUAAAAAAUACACAGUGAAAUGUUAUUCAGUUCCAAUACCUUAUAUUCGUAGCAAGAGAAAUUUAGAAAAGGUGUCAGGUUGUGGUAGGGGAGGAAUUCAUUUUUUAAUGACCUUGAGUUUGAUCCCUAUAAAGGAUAGUAAACCAUUCAGGUAGGUAAGAAACUGCAGUUAGCAUAUAAAACCCUCACUGUUUCUAGUUACACUUUAAAACCAACAGCUUUCUCCAUAAUAACAUGGUCUCCCUGGUAAUCGGUAAGAAGGUUUCCAAAAAGCCUGGUUGUUUCAAAGGAAAGAUUCUGUUUGUGAAAGCAGGGUGAGGAGAAGCUACAUUGGAAUAUAUUUUCAUACUGAUUUUUAAAUCAGUAUAAAUUUAGGCAGGUCUAGCUCAUAACUUAUGUGCUAUCUUGUCGGGAUAGGAUAAGAAGCAAGUCCCAUGCUUUGAAGCAUUGAAUGUGCUGGAAUAGGAUCCACACACACACUAGAGAAACAGGACAAGACUGGAAUUCUAAGAUCUAGGAACCCUCAACUAAUAUAUUUUCUCCCUGCAUAUUUCAACUGUAUAUGAAAAAAAUACAUAACUUUAAAAAGGCAACUUACUACUGAGGCUUUUCCUCAGUUCUGAUUAAUCGAAAUAUUUUCUGCUGUUUUUGCCAGGAAUCACAAAGAUGAUGAAAGGGUUGGGGGGGAAAUGAUCUAGGAUGAAAAAUUAAAGGAACUGGGAUUAUUCAGCCUGAAGAGAAGACUAAGGGGCAAACCAUUGCUGGUUUUCAAGUAUAUGAAGGGUUGGUACAGAGAGGAUGGUGACCAGCUGUUCUCUACAUGCACUAAGAAUAGAACAAGAGGAAACAGUCUUAGGCUG